Molecule: messenger RNA, 1908 nt
Organism: Camelina sativa (false flax)
Lineage: Eukaryota; Viridiplantae; Streptophyta; Magnoliopsida; Brassicales; Brassicaceae
Source: RefSeq, a predicted model, not a curated record
AUGGGUCAUGUCGAUGCUGGUAAAACAAAGCUGUUGGAUUGCAUCAGAGGAACAAAUGUACAGGAAGGUGAGGCUGGAGGUAUUACUCAGCAGAUUGGUGCAACUUAUUUACCUGCGGAAAACAUCCGAGAGAGGACUAUGGAACUGAGAGCUGAUGCACAACUUAAUGUGCCCGGUGUAUUGGUUAUCGAUACACCUGGCCAUGAGUCCUUCACGAAUCUGCGGUCUAGAGGUUCAAGUUUGUGCGACAUUGCCAUUUUGGUGGUUGACAUAACGCAUCGGUUACAGCCGCAAACAAUAGAAUCUCUAAAUCUCUUGAGAAUGAGGAAUACAGAGUUCAUUGUUGCAUUGAAUAAGGUGGAUAGGAUUUCUGGAUGGAAAAAAUGCAAGAAUGCUCCUUUCGUGAAGGCAAUUAGACAGCAAACUGAAGAUGUUAAAGAUUUAUUUAACAUGAAGCUCGCUGAGAUUAAAACCCAGUUCCAGGAUCAAGGACUCAACACUGAGCUUUAUUACAAGAAUAAAGAAAAGGGAGAAUGUCUCAGUAUUGUUCCCACUAGUGCUAUUAGUGGGGAAGGGAUCCCAGAUCUCUUGCUGUUUUUGGUUCAAUGGGCUCAGAAAACAAUGGUUGAGAAACUUACAUAUGUUGACAAAGUGCAGUGUACUGUCCUUGAGGUCAAAGUUAUUGAAGGCCAUGGUACAACAAUUGAUGUUGUGUUGGUAAACGGUGAACUCCAUGAAGGUGAUCAAAUCGUCGUUUGUGGGCUACAGGAACCUAUUGUCACAACGGUUAGAGCACUACUAACUUCUCAUCCAAUGAAGGAGUCAAGGGUGAAGGGUACUUAUCUGCAUCACAAAAAAAUAAAGGCUGCACAGAGCAUCAAGAUUACUGCUCAGGGACUUGAACACGCAGUUGCUGGUACUUGCCUGCAUGUGGUUGGACCUGAUGAUGACAUGGAUGCAAUUAAGAAUUCGGUUAUGGAAGAUAUGGAGUCAGUUAUGAGCAGAAUUGAAAAAAGUGGUGAAGGAGUUUAUGUACAAGCGUCUACACUAGGGUCAUUAGAAGCAUUGCUUGAAUUCUUGAAGUCCCCAGCUGUAAGGAUACCAGUCAGUGGUAUUGGCAUAGGGCCUGUGCAUAAGAAGGAUAUAAUGAAGGCUGGAGUGAUGCUCGAGAAGAAAAAAGAAGAUGCUAUAAUUUUGGCUUUUGACGUCAAAGUGACUACAGAGGCUCGUGAACUUGCUGACGAUAUGGGAGUUAAAAUCUUCUGCGCUGAUAUCAUCUAUCAUCUAUUCGAUCUAUAUAAGGAUUACAUUGAGAAAAUCAAAGAGGAGAAAAAGAAGGAAUCAGCCGAUGAAGUAGUCUUCCCAUGUAUCCUUAACAUUCUACGUGAGUUCAAUAAGAAAGACCCAAUAAUCCUUGGAGUUAAGGUCGUCGACGGUAUACUUAAGAUCGGAACCCCCAUUUGUGUCCCCAGCAGAGAGUUUAUAGAUAUUGGCCGCAUUGCCUCUAUUGAGAAGAACCGCAACCCUGUUGACUAUGCAGAGAAAGGCGACGAGGUGGCGAUUAAGAUUGUUGCUUCAAAUCGUGAAGAACAGAAGACGUUUGGAAGGCACUUUGACAAGAAAGAUGAGCUUGUGAGUCACAUUUCGAGGAGAUCUAUCGACAUACUCAACGAAAGCUACAUGAAUGAAAUGUCGAAAGAGAAAUGGGAUCUCAUUGUGGUACUGAAGAGUCUCUUCAAGAUUUUCUGAACAUUCACAUGUCUACUCUGGACCUUAAAACAAUGAGAUACAUCUUCCUGCUUCUAAUCGAAACAUUUACAAAAUAACAGAGAGAGGUUAAGGAGAGAGACAAAAGAAUGUUCUUGUCUAAAUUAUACAUAGAGGAUGCUUCCUAGUUUCCUUUGGACU